Molecule: messenger RNA, 1079 nt
Organism: Penicillium crustosum
Lineage: Eukaryota; Fungi; Ascomycota; Eurotiomycetes; Eurotiales; Aspergillaceae
Product: Ran family GTP-binding nuclear protein
Exons: 5
Coding region: 101-745 (214 amino acids)
Biological process (GO): ribosomal subunit export from nucleus; protein import into nucleus
Cellular component (GO): nucleus; cytoplasm
Molecular function (GO): GTP binding; GTPase activity
Source: RefSeq, a predicted model, not a curated record
UCUUUCACCCCUCCCUUCUAUCAACAACCCGCCCCCAUCUCUACGGCGCGAAAUCUUGAAUCUUUCUUUUCUUCAAGUUUCUCUCUAACCUAUUUUAAUCAUGGCUGAGACCCCCACUUUCAAGCUCGUCCUGGUUGGUGACGGCGGUACUGGAAAGACCACUUUCGUCAAGCGCCACUUGACUGGUGAAUUCGAGAAGAAGUACAUUGCCACCCUUGGUGUCGAGGUGCACCCCCUCAACUUCAACACCAACUACGGUGCUAUCCAGUUCGAUGUCUGGGAUACCGCUGGUCAGGAGAAGUUCGGUGGUCUCCGUGAUGGUUACUACAUCAACGGCCAGUGUGGUAUCAUCAUGUUCGAUGUCACUUCCCGUAUCACCUACAAGAACGUCCCCAACUGGCACCGUGACCUCGUCCGUGUCUGCGAGAACAUCCCCAUCGUCCUCACCGGUAACAAGGUCGACGUGAAGGAGCGCAAGGUCAAGGCCAAGACCAUCACCUUCCACCGCAAGAAGAACCUCCAGUACUACGACAUCUCCGCCAAGUCCAACUACAACUUCGAGAAGCCCUUCCUUUGGCUCGCUCGCAAGCUUGUCGGCAACCCCCAGCUCGUACGACUUCGUCGCCGGAAUUGCCCUUGCUCCCCCGAGGUCACUGUCGACGAGAAGCAGCUCGAGGCUUACCGCAAGGAGAUGGAGGAGGCCGCCAACCAGCCCCUCCCCGACGAGGACGAUGCCGACCUGUAAAUCGGUGCGCUCAACGACGGGUCCACGAAGUUUCCGAAAUGAAAGUUGGGAGUCGCGAUGCCCUGUUCUCCCCCACGUUCCCCGAGUCCCAUCUCACAACCGACGGGUGGGAGGCAGGAAGUGUACGACUCCCGGGGAUUGCCUUUUUUUAGUUUGGGUUUUGCACUGCAAAAGCAAAGUCUGUUCUCCGAAAUCACGAUACAAUGAAAGCGGAUGGGGGAUAGUCGUGGUUUGAAGACAUGCAUUUUUUUUCCUUUUUGAUUUCCCCCAACCUUAGUAGCUUAGACACUCACAUCCCAAUUGUCCUUUUUUUCCCUCUUGAAACGAGCACAUC